Drosophila navojoa is the source of this 1029-nucleotide messenger RNA. Its product is annotated as enoyl-CoA hydratase domain-containing protein 3, mitochondrial. Gene Ontology annotation, molecular function: hydro-lyase activity. The record is from RefSeq and is a predicted model, not a curated record. Gene Ontology annotation, cellular component: mitochondrion. Lineage: Eukaryota; Metazoa; Arthropoda; Insecta; Diptera; Drosophilidae.
GAUAUUUCUUUUAAAAAGUUUGAGGUAAACAGUCGAUCCCUUAGCCACUGAGUAAAAUUUUUAUUUGAAUGAAUAUGCUGCGUACUUUGCCAAGUGCAUUUAAAGUGUGUAAACGCUUCGCUCCGAUACGUUUCUUCAGUAGUCUUAAUUCUGAAGAGUUUUUGAAGGUCAGAAAUGAGAAUGGCGUACGCGAAAUCACAUUAUGUCAUCCGUCUACACGAAAUUCGCUUUCGAUGGAUAUGAUGUGCGUUCUAGACGAGGCUCUGAACAAGGAUCGGGAUGAUGUGAAUCUCCGUUGCAUUGUCCUCACUGCCGAGGGAAAAGUUUGGUCGGCUGGUCAUAACUUGAAGCAACUACAGCCUGAUGAUUUGAAAUAUCGUGAUGCAGUAUUUCAGAAAUGUACGGACCUAGUUCUGGGCAUAAAGAAGUUGCCUGUGCCGGUGAUAGCAAAGGUGAAUGGGUACGCUGCUGCGGCAGGCUGCCAACUGGUGGCCUCGUGCGACAUUAUUGUGGCUACCGACAAGAGCAUGUUCUCAACACCUGGUGCUGCCGUUGGCAUCUUUUGCAAUACGCCCGGCGUAGCUAUUGGACGCGUUAUGUCACGUCCCAAGUCUGCGUAUAUGCUUAUGACUGGUCUGCCAAUAAGCGGCCAAGAGGCCUACAUUGCCGGCUUGGUCACCAAAGUCGUUCCCGAAAGCGAGCUGGACAAAACGAUCGACGAUAUUACCAACGCUAUCAGAGCGAAGAGCCGGGCAGUUAUUGCCCUCGGCAAGGAAUUCUACUACGAACAGCUAAAUCUGCCACUUGAGCAGGCCUACGUUAAGGCCAAGGCAAAAAUGAAUGAAAAUCUGGAACUGGAUGACUGUAAAGAAGGCAUGUCUAGCUUCGUUGAGAAACGUCCGCCUAAUUGGAAACAUACCAACUGAAAUCGAGCCACGCUCUACGAACUUUUCAUAGAUCUGACCAAUUGUGCAUUUAAUUCUUUAUAGAAAAAUAUAAUAUAACACUUGUUACACUUGUUUUAUUUAU